UAGUUAUUUUCUAUGCUCGCAUCAAAUUCUCAUUUCGGCUCCUUGUCUAUAGCAUCAAACUCUGUCACAUAAUUAUAAACUAUUUCCAUUGCUACAUAAUAUUCCACAAUUUCUUAAACGCCACAUAUAUAGAAAUACACACUUCCAUUAAACUCUAUCUUCAUGGAUAUCUCACUAUGUUUCUUACUUUUUGCCUUUCUCUACUUCCUCACCACUCAUCUCCUAACCAAAUUCCAAAACCUCCCACCAACCCCUUCCAUCUCUUUACCUCUAAUAGGCCAUCUAUAUCUAAUCAAGAAACCACUUCAUCGUACUUUAGCCAACAUCUCCCGCAAACAUGGUCCGGUGCUGUUUCUGAAAUUCGGGUCACGCCCUGUUCUGCUAGUUUCUUCUCCUUCGGCCGUGGAGCAAUGUUUCACCAAGAACGAUGUUGUGCUCGCCAACCGUCCCAGGUUGCUUGCCGGGAAGUACCUCGGCUACGAUUACACGACGCUUGUUUGGGCCCCAUACGGCCACCACUGGCGCAACCUAAGACGGAUUGCUUCCACGGAGAUCUUGUCCGCUCACCGGAUUCAAGCGUUUGCCGAUAUACGCAGAGAUGAGGUCCGUUCGCUGAUCAAACGGCUUCAUAGAGACUCUGGGUAUAAAGCGGUGGAUAUGAAAUCGGCGUUCUUUGAGCUGACUUUGAACAUCUUGAUGGUGAUGAUAGCUGGGAAGAGAUACUGUGGAGGAUCUGCAGAGGAGUUGGAGCAAGCCAAGAGGUUUAGAGCGAUCGUGAACGAGACUUUUCAGGUGAGCGGAGCUACGAAUAUCGGCGACUUUGUGCCGAUUGUUAAGUGGUUUAAGCUGAACAGGAUUGAAGACAAGCUCAGGGUGUUGAAGGAGAAAAGAGACAGCUUUAUGCAAGAAUUUAUCGAAGAACAUAAGCAAACAAGGAGACGAUGUUGUUCCGAUGAUCGGAGAAACAAGACGAUGAUUGAUGUUCUCCUGUCACUCCAAGAUUCAGAACCGGAAUAUUACACAGACGAAAUCAUAAAAGGCAUGGGGCAGGUAAUGUUAUCCGCAGGGACCGACACUACAGUGGCAACAAUGGAAUGGGCGCUGUCACUCUUGCUAAACAAUCCAGAAGCACUAAAAAGGGCUCAAAUCGAAAUCGACAUCCAAACGGGCGGAUCAUCAACCCUAAUUGAAGAAUCAGAUCUGCCCAAACUUCCAUAUCUGCAUGGAAUUAUAAACGAAACGCUAAGAAUGUACCCCGCAGCUCCAGUCCUGGUACCCCAUGAGUCCUCAGAGGACUGUGUUAUUGAAGGUUUUCGGGUGCCAAAAGGAACAAUGGUGCUAGCAAACUUAUGGGCUAUACAGAACGAUCCGAAGCUAUGGGAGGAGCCAGAAAAGUUCAUGCCAGAGAGAUUCCUGGAAAUGGAGGGGCAGCGAGAUGGGUUUAAGCUGAUGCCGUUUGGGUAUGGGAGAAGAGGGUGUCCUGGGGAGAACAUGGCAAUGCACGUUGCAGGAUUGGUGUUAGGAACUUUGAUUCAGUGCUUUGAAUGGGAGAGAGAUGGUGAAGAGCCUGUGAAUAUGAGUGAAGGGCCUGGGUUAACCAUGCCCAGAGUUUAUCCUUUGAUGGCUAAAUGUCGCCCAAGACCGACUAUGACCAACCUGCUUUCUCAUCUGUAAUCACUUGUCAUGUUUCUUCUACUUUGGGAUGGUGUUGGGGGCAAAUUAUGUU
Messenger RNA from Ipomoea nil (Japanese morning glory), 1726 nucleotides. Its product is annotated as isoflavone 2'-hydroxylase-like. The transcript is spliced from 2 exons. Gene Ontology annotation, molecular function: iron ion binding; monooxygenase activity; oxidoreductase activity, acting on paired donors, with incorporation or reduction of molecular oxygen. NCBI's taxonomy places the organism in Eukaryota, Viridiplantae, Streptophyta, Magnoliopsida, Solanales, Convolvulaceae. The coding region runs from base 163 to 1674 and encodes 503 amino acids. The record is from RefSeq and is a predicted model, not a curated record.